UUUCCUUACUGAGGAGUUGGCAACACUGGGGGUAACUGCUGGCUCGGAGCUGGGAGUCCCUGUUUUCCUUCCGCUUGCUCUGUCUGUUCGCUCCAUACAGUCUAUGGUUCGCUCAGAGACUCAAAGUGCGCAGAAAGGAGGAACAUGUCCGCCGUGCAGCUGCUGAGGGUUUCGGUACAUGAGCGGAUCAGCGCUGCCGCUGAAGACUUCCUGCUGCAGGUGGAGAAAGGAGGAGGACAUGCUCAAGUCCCUGCGCUGAGAGCGAUGCUAAUCGAGCGGCUAAUGGCGGCGGCUGAGGAGAUCCUCGCGGGGCUGGAGGAAACCGUGGCAGAGUACGAAGACAGAGUAGAGCAGUCCGAGCGGGAGAUCUGCCGCCAGAGGAGGCUGCUCAAUGCCGUGAUGCAGCCCGUAGUCCGGCUGCACAGAACAGUGUGUCCUGCAGAUGUCCAGCAACUGAUGGUGAAUAAAGAAGAGGUUCCCCCUGAGCAGCAGCAGUGGAGCCCCCUUGUGGACCAGGAGGACCCAGAGCCCCCCCACAUUAUAGAGGAGCAGGAGGAAUCGUGGACCAUUUGGGAUGGACCACAGCUUCAAGGACUGGAGGAGGCUAAUAUCAAGUUCACAUUGACUCCUGUCGCUGUGAAGAGUGAAGAAGAUGAAGAGAAACUUAAAUCGUUGAAGCUUCAUCCGAGUGAGACGAAAGAGAACAGAGCAGGGUGUCCUGCAGACGUCCAGCAACUGAUGGUGAAUAAAGAAGAGGUUCCCCCUGAUCAGCAGCAGUGGAGCCCCCUUGUGGACCAGGAGGACCCAGAGCCCCCCCACAUUAAAGAGGAUCAGGAGGAAUCGUGGACCAAUCGGGAUGGACAGCAUCUUCAAGGACUGGAGGAGGCUGAUAUCAAGUUCACAUUGAUUCCUGUCGCUGUGAAGAGUGAAGAAGAUGAAAAGAAACUUAAAUUGUCAAAGCUUCAUGCGAGUGAGACGAAGGAGAACAGAGCGGACUGUGGAGAACCAGAACCUGCCAGGAAGUCAGGUCCUGAUGGACGUUUACAACCAGGUCCUGAGGACAAGACUGAAGACUCUUUAGAGACUGAAGACAUGUGUCCUGCAGACGUCCAGCAUCUGAUGGUGAAUAAAGAAGAGGUUCCCCCUGAGCAGCAGCAGUGGAGCCCCCUUGUGGACCAGGAGGACCCAGAGCGCCCCAACAUUAAAGAGGAUCAGGAGGAAUCGUGGACCAAUCGGGAUGGACAGCAUCUUCAAGGACUGGAGGAGGCUGAUAUCAAGUUGACAUUGACUCCUGUCGCUGUGAAGAGUGAUGAAGAUAAAGAGAAACUUAAAUCGUCAAAGCUUCAUCCGAGUGAGACGAAGGGGAACAGAGCAGACUCUGGAGAACCAGAACCUGCCAGGAAGUCAGGUCCUGAUGGACAUUUAGAACCAGGUCCUGAGGACAAGACUGAAGACUCUUCUGAGACUGAAGACAGUGAGGAUGAUUGGAUGGAGUCCAUGGAACCUAAGACUGGUUUAAAUACAAUAAAUAACGAACAGCCUCUAAGUGUAAAGGGACGUAAGACAGAAAAAAAAUUGUUUAGUUGCUCUGAGUGUGGUAAAAUAUUUAACCAAAAGGGCAAUCUAAAUGUGCAUAUGAGGCGUCAUACAGGACAGAAACCAUUUAGUUGUUCUGAGUGUGGUAAAAGAUUUAUCCAAAGGAGCAAUCUAACUACACAUAUGAGGCGUCAUACAGGAGAGAAACCGUUUAGUUGCUCUGAGUGUGGGAAAGGAUUUAACCAAAACGGCACUCUAAAUAGACAUAUGAGGCGUCAUACAGGAGAGAAACCGUUUAGUUGCUCCGAGUGUGGUAAAAGAUUUAUCCAAAGGGGCACUCUAAAUACACAUAUGAGGCAACAUACAGGAGAGAAACUAUUUAGUUGCUCUGAGUGUGGUAAAAGAUAUAACCAAAAGGGCACUCUAAAUAGACAUAUGAGGAGUCAUACAGGAGAUAAACCGUUUAGUUGCUCUGAGUGUGGUAAAAGAUUUAUCCAAAGGGGCAGUCUAACUACACAUAUGCGGCAUCAUACAGGGGAGAAGCCGUUUAGUUGCUCUGAGUGUGGUAAAAGAUAUAACCAAAAGGGCAAUAUGCAUAGACACAUGAGGAGUCAUACAGGAGAUAAACCGUUAAGUUGAUCUGAGUAUGUUAAAAGAUUUAAGAUUCAUUCCUAUUUCACGAGACGUGAGGAUUCAUAAAGGAGAGAAAUUAUUCAUUUGCAACAAAAUAUUUAUUAGGAUUUAUCAGCAGAUAUUCAUAGUAUACAUAUUCAUAGUUCACUGUUUUAUAUAGACUAUUAACAGUUUUAUGUCCCCAAAAAAUUUAACUCAUUGAAUAAAACAAAAGAUUUGUUUAUA
This is a messenger RNA of Pleuronectes platessa (European plaice), 2394 nucleotides long. RefSeq names its product zinc finger protein 37. Bases 145 to 2175 code for a protein of 676 amino acids. Lineage: Eukaryota; Metazoa; Chordata; Actinopteri; Pleuronectiformes; Pleuronectidae. The transcript has 4 exons. The record is from RefSeq and is a predicted model, not a curated record.